Messenger RNA from Liolophura sinensis, 2131 nucleotides. RefSeq lists its product as uncharacterized. NCBI's taxonomy places the organism in Eukaryota, Metazoa, Mollusca, Polyplacophora, Chitonida, Chitonidae. The coding region runs from base 281 to 1501 and encodes 406 amino acids. The record is from RefSeq and is a predicted model, not a curated record. The transcript is spliced from 7 exons. Gene Ontology annotation, molecular function: protein binding.
UCUGUGUGCAUGUUACUUGUCAAAAGUAUGGCAACUCUCAUCAAUGUCAGCUGUAAACUGCGAACCCGCAAGUAGUUUUGUAGCCCACAAUGCCCGAGUGAUGGCUGGACAGUUGUUAUCGUUGCAAACUGUUCCGUGCAGUCAGUGUACAUUUGGGUCUUAAAACAUGUAGAUGUUCGAUGUUGAAGUCGAAGUAAAUGACUGCAAACAGUUUUCAGUUUUAGAUAAGAUCAGUCAAGUCUGUGCAGUGAUGUGUUGUUAAGUGGACGAGAUUCACAGCAUGGCUGCCAUGAAGCCCGAAGCGUCCACUUCAGUGUCCUCAUCGCGGAUACUGACCAAAGCUGUUGUCAAGAGUAACAGGGAUGACAAGAGUAGUGUGGAUCUCACCGAAUUUCUCUCCUCAGAGUACGAGAGCUGCAUGAUGUGUCAGGGAUUUUACGGGCGUAGUUUUGGUCAACCAGUCUGCAGCACUUGUCACAUCUUUCUUUUCAUCACUGACAUCAACAAAGAUGAGGAAGGUGAAGGUGGAGAGGAAUAUAAAGAGAAAGCUGAUUCUGACGACUCGGGUAAUGAGGAGCCUGACAUGGCUGCAGAUUUCUACAUGAAGCCUGAGAGUCGCUCCAAGGUCCUUCGUUCCGGCUCUCACAAGAUGGACAAGCUGGCAGAAAGGAUAAGCUCCCUGACCAUUCCCAGAGACACGGAAAAAGAAGCAGUACCCGAGGGUCUGGUGGACUCGCUACCCCCUGAAGUGCUACUGGUAGUGUUCAAUUACCUGGAUGAUAUCUCACUAUGGACAGCUGGAAAUGUCUGCCAAAGAUGGAGGCAGAUCUUGGAAGGGGAGACAACUGAGGAUCAGUGGAAACACUUCAUCUGUCUUAGAUGGCCCCUUUUCCGACCUCAGUACAGAGUCAGAUGCUGGAGGACUGUCUAUGCUAAACUACUUGAGAGCUCCCCGUGUAGGUACUGUUUGGAGAGCAUGAUGUUACAGAGCACACCCCCUAUAGAGGAGAACUCCUGGCGACAUCGAAGACUGAGGAGUGAACUUAAGACUCUGCGGACUGACCCCCCAGAGGGCAUCCAAGCCACGCCCCUUGACAGGCACUGCUGCCACUGGCAGGCAUCAAUCACUGGCCCUCAGGGAAGCCCUUACCAAGGAGGACUCUUCUUACUUUACCUGCAGAUUCCAGAGAGUUAUCCUAUGAGGCCUCCCAAAGUGAGAUUCAUCACAAAAAUCUUCCACCCCAAUAUCAGUCGUCACGGUGAUGUAGGGCUGGACUCCAUUCACCAUAACUGGAGCUUGGCAUUAACGAUAUCCAAAGUUCUGAUCAGCAUACAGUCUCUGUUAACGGACCCCUACUGUAAAGUGUGCAUGGAGCCCUCAAUAGGCCAGCUUUUCACAAAACACCGUGCAGAGUUUGACAGGAUUGCGCGCUUGUGGACAUGGAAGUAUGCCAUGCAUGACUAUCUACCACCUUGUGAUAUUAACCUCACCUGGCUCUAGCUGAUCCAAGAGAGUUUCAGCUGGUAGAAUAUAAUCAGACUUCUGUUUUACAACGUGAAAUAUUCUGUAAAUUCUACGUUGUGUAAUUAAACUCUUUAUAUGUUGGAUGAUGAAUGACGUCGAUCUGAUUUAACUGACAAGGUGGGAUGUGGAGAGAGAGCUUUAUAUCCACUUCCAGAGUUGGUAAAGGGGAGAUAAGUAGUCUGGCUAGAUAACAGCUUUGGAGGAGUUAUUUCCCCUAGUGCUCCUGGACCCAGAAUUCAGUCCCUCUUGCCAGAGUGUGUCCGACCUUGAGGAAAAUUUGCUGCCAUACCUAUUUUCCCCAAUCAAACACCAAACGGUAUGAUUGCAUUUUUACAACAUUUAAUCACUCUCAGCUUUAUUUAAGUGAUAUAGCUGUCAUUUGUAACAUGUUCAUAAUUUCUAUUUUUGUGACCUUGACACUUAGAAGGCCACAGCUUAUUAGGAGGUGUGUAAGAGGAGAGCAUCAAUGAAAUAUGAAUUUACGAUGGAAUAAAUAAACAGGAACAUGACACAAAGUAAGGAAUAUGAUCAAAAUCAUUGUAGCGAAUGAAAGUGUUUGGCUACCCAUAGUCUUUACAUCAUCUGUCAUUAUUGCCAUUAACAAUU